AAAUAUCAAAGCAUUGGCACCAAAUGGCCAGUUGCCACGCCCUAAAUUCGUUUGACAUAAUCAGUUCGAGAGUUAAAACGCCUCUGUUUACAAAACCCUUCCCAUUUUCUGUAAUCAGCUCUCGGCGUCAGAAGAAGAAUUUCUUGCUAAAAUCCAUGGCUUCUUCUGCUUCUAGUGGUUCCAUUUCCAUACCAUCUGUGAACAAGGCUUGGAUCUACUCGGUGUAUGGCAAGUCUUCUGAUAUCUUGAGGUUCGAAGAAAAUGUUGAUGUUCCUCAAAUAACCGACAAUCAAGUCCUCAUCAAGGUUGUCGCUGCUUCUCUUAAUCCUAUCGAUUACAAGAGAAUGCACGGCCUUCUAAAACACGCCGACACUCUACCUAUCGUUCCUGGGUUUGAUGUUGCCGGAGUGGUGGUAAAGGCGGGAAGUCAAGUGAAGAAGUUUAAGGUUGGGGAUGAAGUGUAUGGAGAUAUCAACGAAUCGGGUUCUUCAAAACCAGCACAGUUUGGCACUUUAGCCGAGUAUACUGCUGCAUCAGAGAAGGUUAUAGCUUUGAAACCCAAGAAUUUGAGUUUUGUUGAAGCUGCUAGCCUUCCCUUAGCUAUAGAGACUGCCUAUGAAGGCCUUGAAAGGGGUGAGCUUUCCGCUGGUAAAUCAGUUCUUGUUCUUGGUGGCGCUGGUGGAGUUGGUACGCACAUUAUUCAGCUAGCGAAGCAUGUUUUUGGUGCGUCCAAAGUGGCGGCCACAGCAAGCACAGCGAAACUGGAUUUGCUGAGGAGCUUGGGCGCUGACUUGGCUAUUGAUUACACAAAGGAGAAUUUUGAAGACCUUCCUGAAAAGUUUGAUGUAGUAUAUGAUACAGUUGGACAAGCUGACCGGGGUCUGAAGGUGGUGAAAGAGGGGGGUAAGGUUGUGUCAAUAGUAGGGCCUGCACCUGGAGCAAUCUCUUUCUUUCUCAAUUCAACUGGUUCUACUUUGGAGAAACUGGAGCCUUACUUAGAGAGUGGUAAGAUCAAGCCAUUGAUUGAUCCCAAAGGCCAGUUCCCACUCUCUAAAGCUGUGGAGGCAUAUGCCUACCUUGAGACUUCUAGAGCUACCGGAAAGAUCGUAAUUUAUCCGAUUCCUUAAGUUCAAGGCUUGAAGAAAAAUCUGCCAUAUAUCAUGCUAUGCUUAGACGUUAUAUAUGCCCAGUUUGUAAUGUGACUUGUAGUCAAUAAAUGGUUUGCAACUUUGUAUGAUGAUGAAUACACGAAGUUUGAGGUUUUUCAUUAGUUUAUUUGCUCUUUUGCUUCUUACUUCAGCGUUACUUUAUUGUGUUUGACAACUAGAAGGGUAUGUACCAAAGACAUGUAUUUACUAUGUCACUUCCAUGGCAUAAAUGUUAGUUAGCACUAUUACGAGUGGUA
Messenger RNA from Morus notabilis, 1405 nucleotides. RefSeq names its product 2-methylene-furan-3-one reductase. The transcript has 4 exons. Lineage: Eukaryota; Viridiplantae; Streptophyta; Magnoliopsida; Rosales; Moraceae. The record is from RefSeq and is a predicted model, not a curated record. Gene Ontology annotation, molecular function: oxidoreductase activity, acting on the CH-CH group of donors, NAD or NADP as acceptor; zinc ion binding; peptidyl-prolyl cis-trans isomerase activity. The coding region runs from base 24 to 1127 and encodes 367 amino acids.